This is a messenger RNA of Melospiza melodia melodia, 2766 nucleotides long. It is a transcript of the gene ANGPT2, whose product is annotated as angiopoietin 2. Lineage: Eukaryota; Metazoa; Chordata; Aves; Passeriformes; Passerellidae. Gene Ontology annotation, molecular function: receptor tyrosine kinase binding. Bases 138 to 1622 code for a protein of 494 amino acids. The record is from RefSeq and is a predicted model, not a curated record. Gene Ontology annotation, biological process: Tie signaling pathway. The transcript has 9 exons.
GGCAGGCAGGCAGGGCCAGCCCUCGCCUCACGGCACAUGGCAGCGGAGCGCUCGGCCGCGCCGCAGGUUAGCUAGGGCCGGGCUCCGGCCAGCGCAUCCAGCCUCUCUAGGUCCGCCGAGUCACCGCAGGGAUUAAAAUGCAGCUGGCCGCCUGCUUCUUUCUGGGCUGCGGCAUAAUCUUAGCUUCAGGAUACAACUCCUUCAGUAAGAGCAUGGAGACGAUAGGCAAGAAGCAGUACCAGGUUCAGCACGGGUCGUGCAGCUACACCUUCCUCCUGCCCGAGGCGGACAACUGCCGCUCCUCCAGCCCGUACGUGUCCAACGCGGUGCAAAGGGAUGCACCUCUGGACUAUGAUGAUUCAGUUCAAAGACUGCAGCUACUUGAGAACAUCAUGGAAAACAACACGCAGUGGCUAAUGAAGCUUGAGAAUUACAUCCAAGACAGUAUGAAGAAAGAAAUGGUAGAGAUCCAGCAAACUGCAGUGCAGAACCAGACUGCAGUAAUGAUUGAAAUAGGCACAAACUUGCUAAAUCAAACAGCUGAACAGACCCGCAAAUUAACAGAUGUUGAAGCACAAGUAUUAAACCAGACAACCCGACUUGAACUUCAGCUUUUGGAACACUCUCUUUCAACGAACAAACUAGAAAGACAGAUUUCAGAUCAGACCAAUGAGAUAACUAAAUUACAAGAAAAAAACAGCUUUUUAGAAAAAAGAGUUCUUGAGAUGGAAGACAAGCACAUGCUUCAGCUGAAGUCAAUAAAAGAUGAAAAAGAUCAGCUUCAAGUCCUAGUAACCAGACAAAAUUCUAUUAUAGAAGAACUAGAAAAACAGCUAGUUACAGCUACAGUAAACAACUCAGUUCUGCAAAAACAGCAACAUGAUCUGAUGGAGACAGUUCACAGCUUGCUUACUAUGAUAUCGACACCAAACUCUAAGAGCAAAUUCAUAGCCAAAGAAGAGCAAAUCAGCUUCAAAGACUGUGCUGAAGCUUUCAAAUCUGGACUGACAACAAGUGGAAUCUACACUUUAACAGUUUCAAAUACUGCACAAGAGAAGAAGGCCUACUGUGACAUGGAAACUGGUGGAGGAGGUUGGACAGUUAUUCAGAAACGAGAAGAUGGCAGUGUGGACUUCCACCGGACAUGGAAGGAGUAUAAGAUGGGAUUUGGUGAUCCUGCUGGGGAGUACUGGCUGGGAAAUGAAUUUGUUUCUCAACUGACUAAUCAGAAGCGUUAUGUUCUUAAAAUACAACUGAAAGACUGGGAAGGAAAUGAGGCAUAUUCAUUGUAUGACCACUUCUCUCUAGCAAGUGAAGAACAAAAAUACAGGAUUUACCUUAAAGGACUUACUGGGACAGCGGGCAAAAUAAGCAGUAUAAGCCAACCAGGAAAUGAUUUUAGCACAAAGGAUGCAGACAAUGACAAAUGUAUUUGCAAAUGUUCACAAAUGCUAACAGGAGGAUGGUGGUUUGACGCAUGUGGUCCCUCUAACCUCAAUGGAAUGUAUUAUCCAUUACGACAGAACAACAACAAGUUUAAUGGGAUCAAGUGGUACUACUGGAAGGGCUCGGGAUACUCUCUCAAAGCUACGACGAUGAUGAUUCGACCAGCAGAUUUCUAAAUGCUUUGUCAUUGUGUGAAUUAUGUUUUGUAUAGUCUUCAAAGACUUAUUUUACCAAGCAACUUGUCUCAUUUUUUCAAGCCCAGAAACAUGCACUAGUGUUCUGAAGGGGUCAGUACAGUACAGUUCCUGAAUUGCAAUUGUCUUGAUCAGCUAAAGCUCAUAUUAUUCAACCAGACACAAUGUCUAAAGCAUCAACCUGGCAGUGAUUUGGCCAAAUGACUCAAUAAAAAGAACAUCCAAGAAACCAUCAGACAACUUCAAGGACUCUGUUUUACUGAUCAUUUAUGUUAUGUAUGUGUUAGUAAAUAACUGGAACUGUGAAAAAAACCCUAAAAUAGUUUUAGGAAUAUGCAUUUUGCCUCACCACUGAACUUUAAACAUUAAUAUAAAACACUUAGCUAGUUCUAGCUUAGUUCUAGCUAGAUCUAGAACUAUUUAUCGUUCUGUGUCAUCUGUGCCCUAUAUGUACAUAAAAAAAAAAAUCUUUUCUGUAAUUAGCUCAAUACUAUAGUUAGGGAAUACAUUCUUUUCCCCCAUAGUCUCCUAAACAACUUUUUACUCUUAUUUGAGGAUUUUUUCCAGUAGCCUGUAUGACUAUGUUUAACAGAGGACAAAUAGCAUUUAAGUAGUGUGCAUUUAUUCUUGGGAAAUACCAUUUACAAAAGUCAUAAUUUUUUCAGUCUGUUUCAGUCACUGUCUUUAAAUUAUAGAAAAGCCCUAUGAAUUACAAUACAGCAUGUAUUCCUAUACAUUCUUAUGAAGAUUGCACUUUUUUCCUUCCCUUGUCAUUUACCUGUAAAAUAACUGUCCAGUAUUUUGUAAACCGAGACAACGGCAUUAACACCAGAUGUCCGGUUGUCUGUGACAAUCAUGUAUCACCUGGUGAUGUAAUAUAACUAUAUGUUUUGUAAAAAUAACCUGACUGAAAAACAUAUGCAUGUUCUUUGAUACAAUUAAAUUUAUGCUUAUGACUGAAGAUACAAAUUGCUACAUUUUAAGAACAGGAAGAAAAAUAAUCUGAAAAUUAUCUAAGGUCACACUAUAGGUUUUUCUCAGUAAGGUUAGGACUUCUCCCUAAAAAUUCUCUGUAGGUAGGCCCUCAAUGUACACCACAAUGUGAAUAAAUUACUCUACUGGGUGA